This is a messenger RNA of Choloepus didactylus (southern two-toed sloth), 1418 nucleotides long. RefSeq names its product lysine-specific demethylase PHF2-like. The transcript has 6 exons. The record is from RefSeq and is a predicted model, not a curated record. Gene Ontology annotation, biological process: protein demethylation; regulation of transcription by RNA polymerase II. Bases 410 to 730 code for a protein of 106 amino acids. Gene Ontology annotation, molecular function: transcription coregulator activity; histone demethylase activity. NCBI's taxonomy places the organism in Eukaryota, Metazoa, Chordata, Mammalia, Pilosa, Megalonychidae.
CUUUGUCAGUGGAGAAAGCUGGAAGGUGGGAUCCGGAGCCUGGGAGCCCAGCGGCUGCGAGUGUGCUUGCCCUGCCCUCGUGCACCUGCUCUCUGUGGUCAUCUUCGCACGGGGCUGCCCCUUGAGCGGGCUUAGCACUUCCCGCCAGCUUCCCUGGGACCUGAGCACAGUGUGGACAUGAUGGACGUCACCAAGCAGAAGGACUGCUAGAUGAAGCUGAAGAAGUUUUUGCACUACUGCUACAGCACCAAGUACUAAGCGGGUCCUCAAGUUCACCAGCCUCGAGUUCUGUGACACCAGAACAUCCCUUCAUGGAACCUCCUGACAUUGUAAAAAACAGCCUUGGGGAGAAAACUACUGGCCUGAUGAUGCUCUGCUGGCUAAACCCAAAGUGCCCAAGUCCCGCCUGAUGUGUGUGAAGGACAGCUACACUGACUUCCGCAUCGGUUCAGGAGGUGUCUCUGCCUGGUUCCACAUGCUCAGGGGUGAGAAGAUCUGUCUCAUGAAGCCGGCCUCGGCGCCCUCCUCCCUUUACGAGUUCUGCCAUUCGGCCUCCAACAACAGUGAGAUGUUCUUUGUCGACCAGGAUGAAAAUGAGGCUCUCGCUUUUGGAUUGGUUUAUAUGCCUCAGGUUCUCAGAAAUCUGGGAAGCAGCUGCUGCCUCAUUGAGUCCAAGAAGCUGAAAUUCUCAAUGGAGCUUGCAGAUCAUGGACUGAAAAACAGGUCAUAAAUAAUGCACUUCAGGAGAACUCAAACUACUAUCUUGAAGGAGCCUAAGUACUGCAAGAACCACAAAUGGCUGUUUUCAGGUUAUCAAAUUUUAAUAACAUUAUUUUGCUACCAUGCUGCAUCUAUCCUGUUAAAGUGAAUAUUCCAAGAAAUUUUAUGUGAUUAUAAAACAAAAAGACUCUUCUCAAAGUGAUGAACCAAAGCCAGUCUCUCUCUUUGUAGCAGCACUCAGCAACCACUAAAUUUGUGUUUUAAAUCCUAAGCAUGCAACAGUGCUUCCUCAAGCAAGAGUAGAAAAAGCACAAAGUAAGUAUAGUGGGGAAUGAAACAAAACAUCACCUGAAAUUAAUCUGAUACAUAUUGAUGUCUCUCCCAACAAUAUCAUCAAGUGAUAACAGUCUUGAAGGUUGGUGACUUCUCAAAUGGCUGUGAUGACAAUGACUUUUACACAUAGCUGAGUUGAAUCUUUGAGGUAUUCUCUUUUGUGUUCUGGUAUCAUUGUUGUCAGUUUUCUCUUAUCAUGGAUUGUUUAAUUCUAAAUGCAUACAUAUGUACUCUCUUGCAUGGCUCCCAGUAAAAGCUUAAUAUAUAUGGAAUGAAUGAGUGAUAUUAAAAGAUCAAGGUCUUUGUCCUUGUGGAUCACACCCCCUUUAUCUAGUGUAUGGAUGAGUGGAGGAAUGGGGAUAAAA